GUACAUUUGCAUGCAGAGAUUAAGAAUAAGUAUAUUGCAUUCAUUCAUUUCUCGACUUCAUCAAGCAAGUCAUGACGAGUUUGUUCACUCACUCACUCAACAAUCUCUCAUAGUCAUUCCCCUGUUCCUUCUUUCCCUCCCUCCCCUUCCCUACACCUUCAUAAUAAUGCCUGCAUCAUCCUCUCUCUCUCUCUCUCUUCCUGCUCCUUUUUCUCGCUCCCUUUUUUCCUGCUUGCCAAACGUAAAGGUGACGCCUCUCUUCUGUACUACUCACCACCUCACCACCACCUUCCUUUUCUCUCAAAAAACAAAAAUCUCAUCUUUCCUCUUUAUGCUUUCACUUUCCUUCCUUGUUCUUCGUAUUUGAUUCAUUCAUUCCUUCUUUUCCCGCAAGGUCACCCCUGUUUUUGAUCUCACUCUGUUUUUUAAAACUUUUUUUUGGGGGUUUUUGGGAGCCAUGAAAGAGAGAAGAAGCAAAGGCGUUGAGGCUGCGGCUUACCAUCACGAUAAUGACUUGAUGGAUUAUCAGUAUUAUUCUACCUCUGAUCUUCCCUGUAAGAAGCAUCCCUCUUCUUCUUCGGGGGGUAUCUGCGCGUAUUGUCUCAAAGAUCGUUUGGUGAAGCUUGUGUGCUCUGAUUGUGGGGAACAAAGACUUUCCUCUUGCUCUUGCUCUGAGAUCUCUCCCAAUCGAAAUUCUUGUACUGUUGAGGUCGGAAGCGUCGGAAGAGUUUCCUUCCUGAUCGAGAACGAGAAGAACGAGACCUUGAUUCCGCAUUCUAAACCUAAAUUGCAGGAUAAAGCGGAUGAGUUCGUGAUUCUCAGGAGGAGCAGCAGUAACAGCGUCGACCUCAAGCGGAGUGGAAAGUUCUGGAGAAUCGGCAAAUUGUUCAGGAAGAAGAAAGAAAAGGACUGUGGAAGAAGCGUUAAUGGCGGAUUCGAUGAGAAGAGCGACACGUGGGCGGGCGAUCACGGAGGCGUCUCGAGGUCCAGAUCUCUCUGUAGUUUCAGAAACGGUGGAGUAUUCGGAUCCGAAGAUGGGGGCGAUUCGAUCUUAUCAGGAGCCCGGAGCUCCAUUUCUGCGGCGAGAAGCUCCGGCGUGAACGGCGGUCUGCUUCUGGAAUCUGGAAGAAGAAGCGGCUACAGUGAAGCAGAGCCUCGAAGGAGUGGGUACGACGGCGAGAAGAGAGAUUCAUUCAUGGAUGUUGAUGCAGGAUUCUAUGGGGUAAACAGACGCGUGUUUUCACUCAGAGAGAGCGAUUUCAAAGGCAUGGACGAGUCAAGAUUCAUAGAUUUGAAGCUCGAUUUUUCUUCAGAAUCCAAACCAGAGUAUCCAUCUGCAAAAUUGAGCGAUAGCCUAUCUGCAUUCGGGAGCACAAGGUGUGGGACUUUCAUGGGCAACGAUGGAGAUGGAGAUUUAAGCAGUGGAGGAUCAUGUAGGAUCACUGUAAAUGACAGAGGAAUCAAGAGAGGAAGAAGAAGCAUGAAGAGUUGGAGGUGGAUUUUCAGGCACCAUGGAAGUAAUGGGAAGAAAAAAGAUGAACAAGAUCUGAUGUUCAAAACUUGAAACAGAGUAUCAAUCAAACAAUCAAACCCAUCUUCUUCUUCCUUUGUAGUUUUUGAUUAGAUUAGCUUUUAGUCUGUGCUUUAAAUUCUCCUCAGUUGUAGUUUUAUCACUUAGUCAUAUUAAAUUACCUCUAUUUCUCUCUUGUAAUAAUGCUUACUGGUAAAUGCUUAAUUCAAGGAGCUCAAUAC
Neltuma alba is the source of this 1752-nucleotide messenger RNA. RefSeq lists its product as uncharacterized. The transcript has a single exon. NCBI's taxonomy places the organism in Eukaryota, Viridiplantae, Streptophyta, Magnoliopsida, Fabales, Fabaceae. Bases 458 to 1564 code for a protein of 368 amino acids. The record is from RefSeq and is a predicted model, not a curated record.